AAACAACCAAGAAGGUUACCUUACAUUCCACGUUUCUUCCACCCCCAAACACCACACCAGUAUUUAUGGCCUUGUUUUCCUCUCUGGCUUUUCUUCUCAUAUUCCCAUCAUCUCCACCCUCUUCCACCUUCACUUCUUAAUCCUUUUCUUCCCUCAUUCACAUCUUCACCCUCCCUCUCUCUGCACAAUUCUCUUUCAAACACCUCAGUCACAGUCUCUUAAAUUAUGGAAAACGUUUCAGUGCUAAGUAAGGAAGAGGAUCAGAUGGAUUUGCCACCUGGAUUUCGGUUUCACCCCACUGAUGAAGAGCUUAUAAGCCAUUACCUCUACAAGAAGGUCAUUGACACAAACUUCUCUGCAAGGGCCAUUGGAGAAGUCGACCUAAACAAGUCUGAACCUUGGGAUUUGCCAUGGAAAGCGAAAAUGGGAGAGAAAGAAUGGUACUUUUUCUGCGUGAGAGACAGAAAAUACCCCACUGGGUUGAGGACCAACAGGGCCACGGAAAAAGGAUAUUGGAAGGCCACAGGGAAAGACAAGGAAAUCUUCAGAGGAAAAUCGCUUGUUGGAAUGAAGAAAACUCUUGUUUUCUACAAGGGUCGAGCCCCCAAAGGAGAAAAAAGCAACUGGGUCAUGCAUGAAUACAGACUCGAGGGUAAAUUCUCGGUUCACAAUCUCCCCAAAACUGCAAAGAACGAGUGGGUGAUUUGUAGGGUGUUUCAAAAGAGUUCAGCUGGGAAGAAAACCCAUAUUUCGGGGAUAAUGAGGUUGGAUUCUUUUGGGAAUGAAUUGGGUUCUUCUGGCUUACCACCCCUCACAGAGUCCUCACCUUCCAUUGGCAACAAGCCCAAACCACUCACUGAUUCGGCUUACGUGCCCUGCUUCUCCAGUCCAAUUGAUCUUCAAAGAAACCAUGAAGGCAUCUUUGAUUCCUUCACCAACCCCAUUUACGGGGUAUCAUCAAAUUCACUAGAUAUUCUUCCAAGAAUGCAACCUUCUGCCUCAUUCUACUCCAUUCAAGGUGUUCAAGUUGCGGCUAAUUUUCAAUUUCCAGGUUCUGUCUGUGGUGAUCAGAGCAUCUUAAAAGCCUUAUGUGAAAACAACGGCUCAAACUUCACCAAUGGUUUCAAGUCAGAGAGGGACAUGAUCAGUGUCUCGCAGGAAACGGGUCUUACUACUGAUAUAAACGCUGAAACCUCUUCUGUGGUAUCGAAUUUUGAUAUGUGUAGGAGACCCUUCGACAAUCAGAAUCAUGCACCUGCUUCUGUUGCACUUGCAGCAGUGGAUCUCGAUAGUUUCUGGAAUUACUGAGUUCUAAUCGAAGAACCAUUUAGAAAAAAGAACCAACUUUUGAGCUAAAAGGAAGAGCCUCGGUUACAAGAUGUCUUCCGAGAUUGGUGGUGUUAUCUCUCUGUAUAGAUUUUAUCUAAAGGAUGUAUCUAAUGAAGCAUAUGUUAUGUUUUAAGUGUAAGAAAUCUUGUGAAAUUAAGCUGGUUUUGUCUUAUGAAUUUUGAUACUAUUAUAGGCUUGGGGCUGGCAUGCCAUGAGCAUGAUUAUUUUCUUUCAUCUUGGAUUAAAAAUCAUAAUAGAAUGAAAAAUCAUGAUUAU
This is a messenger RNA of Abrus precatorius (Indian licorice), 1605 nucleotides long. Its product is annotated as NAC domain-containing protein 100-like. NCBI's taxonomy places the organism in Eukaryota, Viridiplantae, Streptophyta, Magnoliopsida, Fabales, Fabaceae. Gene Ontology annotation, biological process: regulation of DNA-templated transcription. Gene Ontology annotation, molecular function: DNA binding. Bases 226 to 1308 code for a protein of 360 amino acids. The transcript has 3 exons. The record is from RefSeq and is a predicted model, not a curated record.